This is a messenger RNA of Hibiscus syriacus, 796 nucleotides long. Its product is annotated as arogenate dehydrogenase 1, chloroplastic-like. Bases 1 to 669 code for a protein of 222 amino acids. Gene Ontology annotation, molecular function: prephenate dehydrogenase (NAD+) activity; arogenate dehydrogenase (NADP+) activity; prephenate dehydrogenase (NADP+) activity. The transcript has 5 exons. Gene Ontology annotation, biological process: L-tyrosine biosynthetic process. The record is from RefSeq and is a predicted model, not a curated record. NCBI's taxonomy places the organism in Eukaryota, Viridiplantae, Streptophyta, Magnoliopsida, Malvales, Malvaceae.
AUGUCUUCUUCUUCUACUUGCUUGCCUCAACAAGCUCUGAAAGUAGGCAAAGUGGGUUUCGGCACAUUUGGGCAGUUCCUGGCCAAGACAAUGAUCAAACAAGGCCAUACUCUGAGGGCUACUUCUCAAACUGGUUAUUCCCACAUCUGCCAUCAAUUGGGUAUUUCCUUCUUCAGGGACGUAAUUGCAUUUCUUGAAGCAGAUAAUGAUGUGAUGCUGAUAGCCACGUCAAUUCUGUCGCUAUCGGAAGUGCUCCGGUCAAUGCCUUUACAUUCCUUUAAACGCCGGACACUGUUCGACGAUGUGCUUUCGGUCAAAGAGCACCCCAGAAACGUUCUAUUGCAAGUUUUGCCGGAGGAGAUGGAUGUUCUCUGCACUCCUCCAAUGUUUGGACCUGAAAGUUGCAAAAAUGGGUGGAAAGAUCUUCCUUUUGUUUUCGAGAAAGUUCGGGUGAGGGAUGAACCCAGAUGCUCAAACUUCUUACAAAGCUUUGAAUCUGAGGGUUGCAGAAUGGUGGAAAUGUCUUGUGAAGAACAUGACAAACUGGUUGCUAGAAAUCAGUUUCUUACCCAUACUGUAGGCAGGAUUUUGUUAGAAAUGGGAAUCGAGUCGACAUCUAUAAACACGAAAAGCUUUGAAACACUAGUUAAAUUGGUAAGUUCACAAUGAGUUGUCUCAAAGUAUUGCAAUUUAUCUUUCUUUGAAAGAGAAUUGGGAACAUGAAUAGCUAAAGGGAUGAAGUAACAUGAUAUUGUAGGCAGAAAGAGAGCAUGACCACUGCUAGUUUCAAUCUGCU